CCUAGAACAUGUGUAAAAAGCGGCAUUAUGCAUGUGGAUAUGUGAUAGUUACAUGAGCAGUGAGAAAGGGGUCAUAGUCAAUUCGUCAAUAUCAACAUACAGGAAACCGGAAAUUGCGUUGAAAAGCGUCCGUUGAUUAGCAAGGACCCACAGUCCCACACCACUACGAUUUUGUCCCAGCUAUGGAGCACCAACAAAACCCUGAUCACCACCGUGGCGGAGACGGCGGUGGCCGAACAUACUGUGUUACCGGAGCAACAGGUUACAUCGGAUCAUGGCUUGUGAAGUCUCUCCUCGAAAAAGGCUACUCCGUUCAUGCCACUGUCAGGAAUCCCGGUUCAGCGAAUUGUGAUCAUUUUUUGAAGUUAUGGCGAGGUGGUGAUCGAUUAAGAUUGUUCAAAGCUGAUUUACAUGAAGAACGGAGCUUCGAUGAUGCUGUGCAAGGCUGCCAUGGCGUCUUUCAUGUUGCUGCUUCCAUGGACAUCGUUCUUCCACCUACCAACAAUCACGAUUCUGUUCAAUCUAAUAUUAUCGACCCAUUGAUCAAAGGAGCAUUAAACAUUCUCAAAUCUUGUUUGAGAUCAAAAUCUGUCAAACGUGUUGUUUUCACUUCUUCUAUCAGUACCAUGACUGCACUAAACAACGACGGAGAAUGGCUGCCGGUGGUCGAUGAAUCUUGUCGGAUUCCCAUCGAUGUUGUCUGGAAUACAAAAUCAAGUGGUUGGGUUUAUGUACUCUCAAAGCGUUUAACUGAAGAUGCAUCAUUUCAGUUCGCAAAAGAAAACGGCAUUCAUCUAAUCUCCGUUGUCACAACCACCGUAGCCGGCCCUUUCCUAACUCCGGCAGUCCCCUUGAGUAUUCGUUUUCUUCUCUCUCCUAUAACAGGUGACUCCGAUCUUUUACCUUUAUUAUCAGCUGUGAAUUCAAGAAUGGGUUCGAUUGGUUUGGUUCAUACUGAAGAUAUAUGCAAUGCCCACUUGUACCUUAUGGAACAUGAUCAAGCAGAAGGAUCGUACAUCUGCUGCACUAAUAGUUGUACAUUGUCUCAAUUGGUUCAUUAUCUUGCAAAAAUAUAUCCUUCUCCUAAUUUACACAGAGUUGUAAGGGCAGAAAUGGGAUCAGCACCUAGUGAGAUAAGUUCGAAGAAGUUGAAAGAUUUGGGUUUUAGGUACAAGUAUGGAUUGCAUGAAGUGAUACAUCAAACAGUUGACUGUUCUAUUGACGCUGGCCUCCUACCUCCAAAUAAGAACAAGAGUACAAGUCAUGAUGCAAUGAGUACAACCCAAUUACAAGCCUCAUAAACAAGAAAACUGAAAAGUCUACAUCCAAGAGUUAUUGCCAACUGCCAUUCACAGCAAAUCUUUAGUGUUGUCAAUCUUGAAACUGUUUUAAUCUAUUUAAAAUAUAUGUACCACAGAGCAUUUAAAGCCAUGCAGAUGCUUUAAUAAGUUGUACCUUCUCCUAAAUGGU
Molecule: messenger RNA, 1470 nt
Organism: Lactuca virosa
Lineage: Eukaryota; Viridiplantae; Streptophyta; Magnoliopsida; Asterales; Asteraceae
Source: the annotation of a GenBank genome assembly